AUGAGGAAAUUGAAGAUGGUGAUGAUGAUUAUGAUGGUAACGCUCGUGUUAUCACUCUAUGGAGCAAUUGACGCGAAAAAAGAUGAAAAAACUCAAGGACCGAUCAAGAAGGCGAAGGGAUCGAAACCUACAAAAACUCCAAAGACUUCAAUUUUGGAGCAGUUCCGGAAUUUAUCGCCCGAGGACAAGGAAUUUUUGAAGGAAUUGGAUAAACAGUUUUCGUUGCACGGUGACAAGAUCAAGAUCAAGGUCGAACGUGAAAAUGUCACAAAAGGCGCGAAGGGGUCUAAUAAGAAACGGACAAUUGAUGGAGAGUUAGGGUACAGCUACAACCAAGACCAAUACGAGCAUGGAUAUUAUUUCUCAAACCCUGCCCAAUCUCAUUACAAUCGUCAAGGCAUGAGAUACACAAAUCCCCAUCGUGAAGUAGCAACUGACAUUGAGAUCCAACCUUCUCACAGUUAUGAAAUCAAGCCCAUGGAAGAGACAUAUCACAAUGCACCACGUUCGCAAUAUAUCAAACAAAUGCAUGGUUACACCGAAGAUAAUGUCCCAAUUAUUGUCUUGAAGAUUCCCGGACCCACAAAAUACGCAGCCCAUCUUCAAGCUUUGUUACAGCAAUAUUUAGAACUUCGUGCUGCCCAAUACAUCCGUGCUUUCGAAGAACAAGAAGCAGCUCAUUAUCAAACAGGAUAUGAUUAUGGUUAUGCUCCUUCUGCUCCCGUAGCUCCAAUUGCUCCCGUGGCUCCAAUUGCUCCCGUCAAACCUGCUCCCUAUCCAGCUCAACCCAUUCAACCCGUUUAUUAUCAACCAAUGGUUCAAGUUGCUCCCAAUCUCUACACUCCUGUACCGGCUCAUCAUCAAGCACAUUCACAACAAUACUAUGCUGCUCCUCAGUCAUAUACUCCCAGCAGUUAUUACUACAACCAUCCAAGUGCUGCUCCUUAUCACAAUCAUCCCACACAUGCCCAUGUUGCCCAGCCACAAGUUGAAUACUCACCGAAAUAUGUCGAAUCAACUGUCGCUCCUCCUCCCGUAGCAGCAGUUAAGGAGUAUUACACUCCUGAUAUCACUUAUGCUCAAUACGAUGACAGUUACCAACCACAACCUGAACACGAACAUCAUCAAUACAAUACCCAUGAAGAACAAUCAGAAGAUCAUUACGAAGAAUCGUCAGCUACCCCUUUAAAGACUUCCGAAAACUAUCCAAGUGACAAACAUACUCAAGUCAUCUUCAAAGAAGAUAAAAUCCCUUACAACGCUCAUUAUGGCCAUUACAUCCGCAAAGAGGACCAAAUUCAAGUUACUCCAGCCCCAGCUCUUGUUGAAAUCACGCAACGACCACACAACUACCAUGCGCAUCCAGAACCUUCCGAUGGUUCGGAACACCAUGAGCAUCAUUAUGAAACGGCAAAGAGACAAACUGCUCCGUUCUCCGAAGAAAUGUUCCGUAAAUAUAACAAACUGAUACAAAGAAUGAAGAAACAAACGGCAAAGGCGCAACAACAAAAGGCUAAGGAAGAGCAGCAGAAACAAGAGCAAGAAGAGGAAAAAGCUGCCGAAUGA
Messenger RNA from Culicoides brevitarsis, 1566 nucleotides. RefSeq names its product LIM domain-containing protein A. The record is from RefSeq and is a predicted model, not a curated record. Bases 1 to 1566 code for a protein of 521 amino acids. The transcript is spliced from 3 exons. Lineage: Eukaryota; Metazoa; Arthropoda; Insecta; Diptera; Ceratopogonidae.